AUGCACACACUGUCCCACCAUGCUGCCUCGCGCACCCGGGUUCACCGCCACCAGCCAUACUCCCGCCCACCAAUCGUACCUCGAAUCAUUUGCACAACAUCCCACGGCGCCUCGCUGUGCACCCAGGCCUCCAUCGCCACCCUUGCCAUCACCCCUGAACAAGCGCGAGCCGCGCGCAACCAACUUACCUUUGGCCUUGUCGACGUUGCAGUAUAUAUGCUCGGCAACAUAUGGCUAACCCACACCAUACCAGCCGUCUUCGCAACGCAUGUAUCAAAACACGUCCGUAGCGCCCAUGUUUCCGGCCCGUUCGUCUCACCUGUCUAUCCCCACCCACCGCCGUCAUCCACGCGUCUUCCCUCACCCCCGGCUACCCCCGACGACGACGGCACUGCUGGGGACGCCUUCGAUGAGCACGAUGAAGCAACAAACACAGCCAAUCUUCGUGGCUUUGUCAUCGAGGUCCUCAAACGCUCGAGGACAACUACCUGGGCGUUACAGUCAGCUCUUUGCUACAUCACAGCAGUCCGGGCCAAGGUCGCGGAGCUUACCGCCGCGGAAGCCGCUGGUUGCGGAUACUGUGAAGCCGAUCAGUCCGACCGCAUCGUGCUCGCCGCUGAUAUCGGCUUUGUCGAAGAGUACGCCGAAGACGUGGGCGUGUCGCCUCUGCCUACCCGCGAGACACGCGCGACUCCUGUCGAGCUCUGGCAGCCUGGUCAGCCCGGCGAUAAGCUGCGUACCGAAACAUUAACGCUGCCGCCGGUACCGAAUCUCCCAUCUCCCUUACUUGACCCACGCCGCACCUUCAUCGCAGCCUUGAUUCUCGCGAGCAAGUUCUCACAAGACAAAUGCUACUCGAACCGUGCGUGGGCCAAGCUAGCAGGACUUCCGCCGCGCGAAAUCGGCCGUUGCGAGCGUGCGCUCGGCGACGCUCUGGGUUGGCGCUUAUGGGUCGGCAAGGCUUCGACGUAG
This is a messenger RNA of Peniophora sp. CBMAI 1063, 972 nucleotides long. The record is from the annotation of a GenBank genome assembly. NCBI's taxonomy places the organism in Eukaryota, Fungi, Basidiomycota, Agaricomycetes, Russulales, Peniophoraceae.